Messenger RNA from Cygnus olor (mute swan), 1448 nucleotides. Its product is annotated as glutathione S-transferase 3. The transcript is spliced from 7 exons. The record is from RefSeq and is a predicted model, not a curated record. Lineage: Eukaryota; Metazoa; Chordata; Aves; Anseriformes; Anatidae. Gene Ontology annotation, molecular function: glutathione transferase activity. The coding region runs from base 117 to 806 and encodes 229 amino acids. Gene Ontology annotation, biological process: glutathione metabolic process; xenobiotic metabolic process.
GUGCCGCUCGGCACUGCCUGGCGGGCGGGCUGGGGGCGGCUCGGCUCGGCUCGGCUCAGGCAGGCGGCGGCAGACAUUUUGUGUCCUGACGUUGCGGUAACAGGAAGUCUGAAGUCAUGGCUGGAAAACCCAAACUUUACUACUUUGAUGGAAGAGGCAAAAUGGAGUCCAUUCGCUGGUUGUUAGCUGCAGCCGGGGUUGAGUUUGAAGAGGAGUUUUUGGAAACACGAGAACAGUAUGAGAAGCUCCUGCAAAGUGGAUCCCUGCUGUUCCAGCAAGUGCCCCUGGUGGAGAUCGAUGGGAUGAAGAUGGUGCAGACCAGGGCCAUCCUCAACUACAUAGCAGCAAAGUACAACCUCUAUGGGAAGGAUCUGAAGGAGAGAGCCCUGAUUGAUAUGUAUGUUGGAGGAACUGAGGACCUUAUGGGCUUUAUUUUGAUGUUCCCGUUCUUAUCAGCUGAGGAUAAAGAGAAACAACGUGCCAUUAUAGUUCAGAAGGCCACCAGCAGGUACUUCCCAGUAUAUGAAAAGGUUCUGAAAGACCAUGGGCAGGACUUCCUUGUUGGCAACAGUUUUAGCUGGGCAGAUGUUCAUCUUCUUGAAGCCAUUUUAAUGGUAGAAGAGAAGAAGUCGGAUGUUCUCUCGAGCUUUCCUCAGUUACAGGCAUUUAAAAGAAGGAUAAGCAGCAUCCCCACAAUCAAGAAGUUUCUAGAGCCUGGAAGCCAGAGAAAACCUGUUCCUGAUGAUAAAUAUGUGGAGACUGUGAGGAGAGUUCUCCGUAUGUAUUAUGAUAUAAAAGCAAAUUAGUGUGCCUGUCUAAAGCAACAUCUAUGCUUGUUUGAAGAAAACUGUGAGAGCAUACAAAUAAACUGCACAGGGAAGGUGAAGAUACGUUUGAAUAGAGUUUCAGUGAACAAUAUCAUGUGUUCUCUCAUACAAAGUACAGUAUGUAAUUUUUUUAAUUAUACUUCACUAAUAACCUGUGUUUUUUUCCUUCAUUCUUCUUGAGAUUUUUCUGGUAAUUUUAAGCAAUUGAAAUGGCAGCAGGCUUGCUGUCUUCCUGGAAGCUCACUGGAAGAGGGGAAAGCAAAAGAGAAGGAAAUAUGAGUUGCUGACUGACAGCUCCAGCAUGUUAUACUGGCUCUGAGGACUUUCUCCUGAAAUCCAGAUCAGAUUUUUGUAUGAUUGGUUCUGAUUCAGGUCUUCACUGUUUUUAACUUCACUUUAGUAAAAUAAAAGAGAGAGUUUUUAAAGAAUGUAGGAGGGAGGUGUUUCUCUUGCCAGUUCUAUUGGACAUCAGUGAUUUGUCUGAAAUACCAGCAUUGUGCCUUCAUAACUAAGUUACAUUUUCAUUACUGAUUUACGAAAUAAAAUGACUACCACCUGUCAUACGUGUAUAACUGGUGUAUCUAGAGGGCCUGUUCUAAUCAAAUAAACUUGUUAUUCUUA